Molecule: messenger RNA, 492 nt
Organism: Guillardia theta CCMP2712
Lineage: Eukaryota; Cryptophyceae; Pyrenomonadales; Geminigeraceae
Exons: 6
Coding region: 1-492 (163 amino acids)
Molecular function (GO): protein binding; endopeptidase activity
Source: RefSeq, a predicted model, not a curated record
AUGGAUGGUGUCAAAAUGUGGUGUUGGAUCCAAUUCGUCCUAACAGUUUUUCACUACUUGGCUGGAGAAAUGGGAGCUGAACAGAGCUGUUGCGCCAAGAGAAACGAUGUCAAGCAGCAGACUGAGAGACAGAUCUCUCGAGUCCCUCGAAAGGAAGGAGAGAUUGUGAGCUUCACUAGUCCCCAUGAAACAACUGCUACAGCAGACAGGGUUGGCAUCGGGGCGUACUUUCAGAAGUGCUCGACUGAUCCGGGGGCCCUCCAAGUCAAGUCGUUGCUGACGAGCUCACCAGCGCACAAGUGCGGCAAGAUUCAGGUGGGAGACAUUAUACUCAAGGUCGAUGGCGAGAACGUGUACGGAAAGAAGCUCGCUGAAUUAGCAGAAGUUCUCCUUGGACCGACUGGAUCCAAGGUAGAGCUGGAGUUCAAAUCUAAGAACACCGGGAACACGUAUGAAGUCCUCCUCCUGAGGGGCAUUGCAAGCCUCAACUAA